Molecule: messenger RNA, 1626 nt
Organism: Arachis stenosperma
Lineage: Eukaryota; Viridiplantae; Streptophyta; Magnoliopsida; Fabales; Fabaceae
Product: reticulon-like protein B17
Exons: 8
Coding region: 71-1375 (434 amino acids)
Source: RefSeq, a predicted model, not a curated record
AAGCUCCUCACCCACUUCAUCAUUAGAAGCGUUACGUCAUUCAAUAUUUCAAUUCAAUUCAAAUAAAAUCAUGGAUGAUUCUUCUUCUACACCACAGAAACAACAAGACCCUCUUCCCAUGUCAAUCGACCCCACCACCACCACUUCGCCCCUCCGCAGGUCCAGGACACGCCUUGCCGACCGCCUUCUCGAACCGGAGGAUUCGCCGGAACCCACCGUGCCGCGAAGGAGGGCCAAGGCGGGAAGAGGGGCACAGGCGGCGGUCGCGGCGGCACUGCCAUCUCCCAGAAAGUCUCGGAAGCCGAGGAGGCGCUCCGAGCCUGACGUUCGGGACGAGAAGGACGCUACGGCGGAAGAGGCUGGAAAACCUAGAAAGCGAAGGAACACAGUGCGGUCCAAGAAGGAAAAAUCAAACCCGGUGCUCCCACCACCUUCAAUCCCAUUUCCUCCAACUGAAGAAGAAGAAGGAGAAGGAGAAGAAGAAGAAGAAGAGAAUGGAGGUGAUUUGGAGCGUGUUGGGCAGGUGAUCAGUGAUUUGAUCAUGUGGAAAGAUGUGGCAAAAUCAACCCUUUGGUUUGGUUUUGGGUCUCUCUGCCUCUUAUCUUCUUGCUUUUCCAAAGGACUCAACUUUAGCAUUUUCUCUGCAAUGUCACAAUUGGCUAUUGUUUUUCUUGGUGUCUCCUUUGUCCUAAACACAAUUUGCCAAAGGAACCAGGUUGAGAAAAAGCGCGAGUUCAAGCUGAAAGAAGAUGACAUUUUGCACCUUGCAAAAUUGAUUCUGCCGACUUUGAAUCUCACAAUUUCAGUUACAAGAGAGCUGUUUUCAGGAGAACCAUCCAUGACCCUCAAAGUAGCUCCUUUCCUUUUACUAGGUGCGGAAUAUGGACACUUUAUUACAAUCUGGAGGCUGUGUGCCAUUGGGUUUUUAAUCAGCUUCACUGCUCCGAAGCUUUAUUCUUGCUACACCGAAAAGAUAAACCAAAGAGCUGAUCGCUUUACAUUAUGGUUGUUGGACAUAUGGUGUACUUGUACUCACAAGAAGAAACUAGUAGUAUCAGCACUUAUGGCUUUCUGGAAUCUUUCCUCCAUAAAAACUCGAAUCUACACAGCUUUUAUGUUGCUGGUAUUAUUUAGAUAUUUAAAGCAACAUGUUGUGCAACAACUAGAAAAGGGAGAAGCACAAGUAGCUGAGGAGGAACAACAGCAGGCAACGGUGGUGGCACCAAGGGAGGAAAAGGAACCACCGGCUACUGUGGUGGCAGGAAAUGAGGAAAUGGAAACAGCACAGGCACUAGUGGUGGUAAGAACAGAGGAAAUGGAACCACGGCAGGCAUUAGUGGUUAGUGGGGAAAAAAGAGGUGCUGAAACUAGGUGAAAAAUAAUGCUGUGCUUGCUUCUACUGCAUUAGCUAAACAAAAAUAAUCAAGCAGCACUUUCUUGAUUCCUGACCCUAUAGAUGCACAAAAAUAUAGUCAAUUAGAUGCACAAACAGAAUUCAAGUUAGUGCACAAGUUGGGGCAUGAAGCAGUAUUAUUUUUUCUUUGCUCUCUCCCUCCCUUCUCCUCUCACUCUUCUUUUUCAAACACAUCUUAUUUUCGAUGAUGUAUCAAUUGUAUUAUAAUGAUG